AUGGUUGGACUUAGCACUAAUGAGUCUUUAUUCUAUGUGGGCUACUCUCAUCUUCCCAAUAUGGGACCGGGUUGUUACAGAUUUGACGAGGACUCAAUUGGAAAUAACAAUAUAAAAGUUGUACCUAAUGGCUUGGCUUUUUUUAUCACAAAGUUCAUUAAUGAAUUGCAAAAACAUGGAAAUCCUGAUAUAGUCAUGGCCUUAGUUGGUAACAAAGCUGAUCUUCAGGAGAAGCGGGAAGUACCAGUUCAGGAUGGCAUUGACUAUGCGGAGAAGAAUGGAAUGUUUUUUAUCGAGACAUCUGCAAAGACGGCAGAUAAUAUAAAUCAGCUGUUUGAGGAAAUUGCCAAGCGGCUACCCCGCCCUCCCGCUUCAUGA
Messenger RNA from Alnus glutinosa, 378 nucleotides. RefSeq names its product ras-related protein RABF1-like. NCBI's taxonomy places the organism in Eukaryota, Viridiplantae, Streptophyta, Magnoliopsida, Fagales, Betulaceae. Gene Ontology annotation, molecular function: GTP binding; GTPase activity. The transcript is spliced from 4 exons. The coding region runs from base 1 to 378 and encodes 125 amino acids. The record is from RefSeq and is a predicted model, not a curated record.